This is a messenger RNA of Bipolaris victoriae FI3, 852 nucleotides long. RefSeq lists its product as hypothetical. The transcript has 3 exons. Gene Ontology annotation, biological process: (1->6)-beta-D-glucan biosynthetic process; fungal-type cell wall biogenesis. Gene Ontology annotation, cellular component: endoplasmic reticulum membrane. The coding region runs from base 1 to 852 and encodes 283 amino acids. NCBI's taxonomy places the organism in Eukaryota, Fungi, Ascomycota, Dothideomycetes, Pleosporales, Pleosporaceae. The record is from RefSeq and is a predicted model, not a curated record.
AUGGUCAAGACUCUCGCCGGCGCCCUCGUCCUUGCGGCUCUGCCAUCGGCCCUCGCAUUCCGCAACACGUCGCCAUUCUUCCUCUUCUCUACAGCCGACUUGCUGGUCCCAAACAAUGACGCCGCCAUCGCUGCAUCAUCAGACGUCACCGCCGACGUUCUCAAAGCUCUCGAGCACUGCCCCACCAAAUCCUACCUCGUUGUUGAGCAGAGGGGCGUCGCCGCUGCCGACUACGCUGAUGGCCGCGCUGCACCCCAGCUGAGCAGAUACAUGGCUGGCAAGCAUGCCGAGGUCAAAUCGACUGUCGCUAUCCCCGACAUUGCUGGCAGCGUCGACACGAAAGCCAUCACAGAGCACCUUGUGGCCAAGUGCGGAAAGGACUACGACGAUGACGACGUGUGGUUCGAGAGGAAGACAUUCGCGGCGCCGCCUACGUCCAAGGCGCUUCGCAUCGAGCAGCUCCAAUCCGAUGAUGCGACACUCGAGCAAUUCAUUGUCAAUGACGCCAAGGCUGACGACUACACCGUCAUUUACAUCACCACACCUCAGACCGAGUCGCAAGCAAAGGAGUCUAUCCAACAACAACAAUACGAGAUGGACAUGCCUUUCCCAGACGCUGUCCAGAUGGAACUCAAGCGCGACCUCUCCUCCCACGCUAAGCGCGCCAACUCGACCAACAACGGCCUGUUUGAGAGAUACCAGUACUUCACACCCGGUAUCUUCAUGGGCUUUGCUGCCAUCAUCCCGCUCUUCCUGAUCCUGCUCGUCGGAAUCCGAGCCCUUACCAGUCUCGAAGUUUCGUACUUUGCCUUUAGCAAGGAGAUGGGUCCUAAUGCCCAGAAGAAGCAGUAG